This is a messenger RNA of Lottia gigantea (owl limpet), 261 nucleotides long. RefSeq lists its product as hypothetical. Gene Ontology annotation, biological process: transcription by RNA polymerase II. Gene Ontology annotation, molecular function: protein heterodimerization activity. Lineage: Eukaryota; Metazoa; Mollusca; Gastropoda; Lottiidae. The transcript has 2 exons. The record is from RefSeq and is a predicted model, not a curated record. Gene Ontology annotation, cellular component: transcription factor TFIID complex. Bases 1 to 261 code for a protein of 86 amino acids.
AUGUAUGGUUUUGGAGAUGAUCAGAAUCCCUAUACAGAAUCUGUUGAUUUACUACAAGACUUAGUUAUAGAAUACAUCACAGAAAUGACAAAGAAAGCCAUGGAAACCGGGAGGCCAGGAAGAAUUCAAGUGGAAGAUAUUAUAUUCCUCAUUCGUAAAGAUCCUAAAAAAUAUUCUCGUGUCAAAGAACUGUUAUUAAUGAAUGAAGAACUCAGAAAAGCCAGAAAAGCCUUUGAUGAAAUUAAGUUUGCUACUAAAUAA